This is a messenger RNA of Tricharina praecox, 412 nucleotides long. RefSeq lists its product as uncharacterized. The transcript is spliced from 3 exons. Bases 86 to 412 code for a protein of 108 amino acids. The record is from RefSeq and is a predicted model, not a curated record. NCBI's taxonomy places the organism in Eukaryota, Fungi, Ascomycota, Pezizomycetes, Pezizales, Pyronemataceae.
CGAACCUCAUAUGUAACUUGUAAGGAAGUAUCUACUCUAAACCAUCCCCCCCUCCAACCGCUCUGGCUGUCUGCUUCCUGCCUACAUGGCCAUCGCGGAACCCACCCCAAGGCGCCACAGAAACACCUUCUACCGACAUGCAGCAGAAGCAAAUCUUGCCUGGGCGUCUCGUAAUUUCUUCUUCUUCCUCUUCGCGCUAGGCCAGUGUCUGGCCAUGACGACGUUGAGCUACGGCAUGCAACUCAGUACUCUUACUCUACUGGCACUCAUGACGAAGGGAGAGGAGCAGUGGGAAUGGAAGGAGAAGGGGAAGGAGAAGGAAGGAGUGGAGAAGGAGAAGGAGAAGAAGGAGAAGGAGGAGAAGAUGGAGAAAGAGCUCAAGUUGUCCCUUGCAAACUCAAUCCGCCAGUGA